Messenger RNA from Mycosarcoma maydis (corn smut), 900 nucleotides. RefSeq lists its product as uncharacterized. The transcript has a single exon. Gene Ontology annotation, molecular function: protein binding. NCBI's taxonomy places the organism in Eukaryota, Fungi, Basidiomycota, Ustilaginomycetes, Ustilaginales. Bases 1 to 900 code for a protein of 299 amino acids. Gene Ontology annotation, biological process: cytoplasmic translation. The record is from RefSeq and is a predicted model, not a curated record.
AUGCCGUCGCAGGAAGAAUACGAGGCGACGCUGGCAGAAGAGCUCGAAGUGCUCGAAAGCAUCUACAUCGACGAACUUGAAACGGUCUCAUCAGAACAUUUGCGCAUUCGCAUCGAGCCAGAGGAAGAUGUACUUCCGCUCCUUUUCUCCAUCGGUCUCGAACCAGGGCAAGCACCUACGGAAAGUGUAGAGCAAGGCUCACGCUCACCUAUCGUACUUUCCCUUGACAUUCAGUGCACGCCAGAAUAUCCAGAUGCACCCCCAAAUAUGUCGAUCCACGUCGUCCGCGACACAAAGGGUAUUCUUGGGCCCCAAACUGACGAAAGUGAAGAAAGCGGUACAGAAUCUGGCACAGUAGAACGGCCUUCCGUAGCAGAAUUGCAAGCAGAACUAGACGAGGUAGCACAGGAUUCGCUCGGCAUGGCCAUGGUCUUUACACUGGCGUCACACCUUCGCGAGAGUGUGACGACGCUUAUCCAGCGUCGCGUGCAGGAGAUUGAAGCGGCUGCAAGUGCAAAGCGAGAAGCAGAGAUUGAAGCCGAAGCUGAAAAAUUCCGAGGAACAGCAGUGACACCCGAACGAUUCGCCGAAUGGCGCCUCCGAUUUUUGCAGGAGAUGGCGGAAAAGGAGAAGAAGGAGGAAGAAGCCAAGAUGUCCAAAAUGUCGGCAAAGGAGAGAGAAGAUUACAAGAAGAGCAAGGUCAAGCCAAGCGGCAAACAGCUGUUCGAGAAGGGUGGCACGUUUGAAGACGACGAUGCUGCCGAGGAAGGUGCCCAAGAAGUCGACUGGAGCUUGUACACGAGAGAGCAGAGGGAGAAGGAGAGGAGAGAACGAGAAGAGCAAGAAGAACUGCAAAGUCGUACUGACGGACUUGCUUUUGACGACGCUGAGGAUGAGUAA